Morone saxatilis (striped sea-bass) is the source of this 1150-nucleotide messenger RNA. RefSeq names its product A kinase (PRKA) interacting protein 1 (gene akip1). The record is from RefSeq and is a predicted model, not a curated record. NCBI's taxonomy places the organism in Eukaryota, Metazoa, Chordata, Actinopteri, Moronidae. Bases 358 to 882 code for a protein of 174 amino acids. The transcript is spliced from 5 exons. Gene Ontology annotation, cellular component: nucleoplasm. Gene Ontology annotation, biological process: regulation of non-canonical NF-kappaB signal transduction.
UGUCCUGUCAUUUGCAAACAGAUGAGCCACAGCUGAACUUGUGCAGCUCAAUGAGGGACGUGUGAGGACUACACGCAGCCUGGAUGAAGACGCGUCGCUUUCUUACGUGUGUGUUUACUUGCUGAGCCGCCCGGCUCCUUGUGCGGUGAACAGGUAAACAAGUAAAUAAGCUCUUUACCCGAGAUUUGUUGACUCAGCGCGCGGAACAGUGAAGUUAUUGUGACGAAACGUAAACAGAAGGUGACGUGCGUUGGAUCGGUGUGACGUUGCGGUGUACUCGGUGCUCCGGGGUGACGGCGAUGGUUGACUGGCCACAAGAGAAAGUGAAAAGAAACCUAAGUUUCACUCGACUUGUUCAUGGCAGACCAAGCCUGGCUGGAGUCUUCGCUGCGGCGCUCUGCCAGUCUGGGCCUAGAGGUGCUGGAGCGGGCCUCCAGGCGGAGUGUAGACUGGACUAGUACUGGAGUAUCUCAGACCCCCACCACUACAGAUGAAAACACACACAUCCCUAUCAAGAGAAAACACACAGAGCUUGAUAAUGUCUUUGCAACCAUCGCAGACUUCAUGGCGCAGACGACCUAUCAGUGCAAGAAGUUUUAUGAGUCUGGCCGUUGCACUGAGCCCACUGACUCUGAGAGGAGCCACGUGUCCAGGUUCCACACGCGGCCAGCUGCUGGGAUGACGUCUUCUGCACAGUCAACCAGGAAACGUGCGAGGGCUCCUUACAACAAAGGUCGUGUGUUGGCAGCAGGUGAAGAUUUCUAUAUUGAGGUUUCACCAGGGACAUAUUCUAUCACUGCCAGCAUGUCGGAGUCGGAGCAGCAGACUCAGCUGGUCAGCGUCAAAGCUGGAGAGAGUAUUGACCUCACCUUCAAUCUCUGACACCUCACCCAAACAAACCAGCCCCCCCUACCCUCAAUAACUAAACUGACCUAUGAUAUUUAUGCUGUGUGUGUGCGUUUAUUGCUUGUUUUUACAUGGAUUGCUGCAUUAAGAGUUUUUAUUUUGCUUUCAAAAUGUUUUAUUUGCUGUAUAUUGAGAAGCCAUAUUUUUAUUGCAGUAGUAUUUUAUUAGUGUGUGUGUAAUUGUGUAAUGCAGUACUUUUACUUGCACUAAAGAUGCAUCAGUUUAUUAAAAUAAGGUAUCAAUC